Molecule: messenger RNA, 1555 nt
Organism: Aspergillus ibericus CBS 121593
Lineage: Eukaryota; Fungi; Ascomycota; Eurotiomycetes; Eurotiales; Aspergillaceae
Product: kinase-like protein
Exons: 2
Coding region: 163-1461 (432 amino acids)
Biological process (GO): protein phosphorylation; regulation of mRNA processing; spliceosomal complex assembly
Molecular function (GO): ATP binding; protein kinase activity
Source: RefSeq, a predicted model, not a curated record
CCUUGACAUCCGUCCUCUGGUAGCCAAAUCAUGAGGCGACCGGCUUUUUCGUCCCGCGCCUUCCGUUUUCUCUGCCAAGGAGGCUCUUUCCCAUCGAUUCGACCACUUUCCCGCUGGCCCCAGCAGCCGCCUCGGCUACCUACUAUAACCUUCAGGGCCACCAUGACCUCCUUGACUGACGACUCGUUCGCCUUUGAAUACCAGCCUAUCGAGGGUGUGGAAAGGCUGGAACGAUAUCGACCGGGAGGAUAUCAUCCAAUCCGCGUGGGAGAUAUGCUCAAUGACCGGUACCAAGUGAUUCACAAGCUGGGCCACGGGGCGUAUUCGACCAUCUGGCUCUCACGUGAUACCCAACGGGCAGCCUAUGUCGCUGUCAAAGUUGGCACUGCAGAUUCCUCUCCUCACGAGAGCGACGUUUUGCGCUCUCUCACAGAUGACUGCCCGACAGUCGCUCGAGGCCGUUCGAUGAUACCCAAAAUUCUGGAUCAUUUUGAAAUCAGGGGCCCGAAUGGACGUCACAAGUGCUAUGUCACUGCCCCCGCUCAGAGCAGUGUAUCUGCAGCGAUAUUUUCCCGUCACUUCCAAUUAGAAACUGCUCGUGUCCUAGCUGCUCAGCUUGCUCUGGCUGUUGCGUGUAUUCAUGCCCAAGGCUAUGUCCACGCCGAUCUCCACCUCGGCAACAUUCUAAUCCGUCUAUCUUCUAGCUUCGACCAACUAUCGGUCGACCAAUUCUACGCGAAAUUCGGCGAGCCCUACACGGAACCAAUCACACGAUUGGACGGACAGCCUCUCCCCCCUGGCGUUCCAACCCACGGAACUAUGCCAGUCUGGCUAGGUAAAAGAGCGAACGAAAUACCACCUGAAGAAGCUCAUCUCCUCCUCAGCGACUUCGGCGAAAGCUUCUCUCCAUCCAAUGAUUCCAGUCCCGGACACCAACGACGCGGCGAAGACUGCCACACUCCCCUUCCCGUCGCACCACCCGAAGCCUACUUCGAACCUACCACACCCCUCUCCUAUUCCGCCGACAUCUGGUCUCUUGCCUGCGCCAUGUGGUCGAUCUUUGGCAUGCGUUCGCUAUUUGACGCUACACUUGCUACGCAAGAUUAUAUGGUCUCUCAGCAGAUCGAUAUUCUUGGCCCGUUGCCUCCUACAUGGUGGGAGGUGUGGGAAGCAAGGCAUGGGUAUUUUGAGAGAUUGGGGGUGCCGAAGAAAGAUCGGUUUAUCUAUCUGUCUCUCGAGCAGAGCUUUGAGCUGCAUGUCCAGGCGUCGCGACGGAGAGAUAAAAUGCCUUAUUUUGGUGAUGAGGAGAAGAGAGAUAUUCUGGAUAUGCUUCGUCGGAUGCUUGUUUUCAAGCCGGAGGACCGGGCGUCAGUUGAGGAUGUUUUGGGUUCGGAGUGGAUGGUGAAGUGGGGGGUACCGGCUGUUGAGGAAUUCUGUCCACAGAUCCAGGGACGUACAUAAUGAAGUAGCGGACAGAUAUACUAUCGCUUCUAGGUUGAGGGUUGUGGUCGCCCACAGCCCGAGGCAUCGUGAAGCGUCUUAAUACGCAUCUUAU